ACUAGACAAAACCUUGUUUAUCGUCACCAUCACAAACUCCGUUCACUUUACCGCUGACAAACAGUUUGAUUGACAGCAGAUCUAUCUAUCUAAGUUUCACAGUAAAGGAGGAUAGAAAUGUGUGAUUAAUGGCCACAGCUUCCUGUUCAUGUUUCAUGUCACAGAGUUCCUCAAACAGAAGAAACAAGUUCACACACUGCAAACUGCAUCAGUAGUGCUGAUUUUACUUGUUCAAGUAGGAAAAUCUGAAGUAAAACCCAAACCAACCGUGACUGGAGUUCCUCAGAGCUUCAUCUACACUGGAGACGUUGUUACUCUGAACUGUGAGCUGCAGGAGCAGCAGUCUACUGAAUGGACAUUUAUCUGGCUCAUUCAUCAGUUUCCUCUACCACUAGUAACUACAAACACCAACCCACUCAGUGUGUCAACCACUGAUGCAGGAAAAACAGAGUACCUGUGUAUAGGACGCAGGAAAAACUACGACUCAGAGUUCAGUGAUACAGUCACAAUUACAGUUAAAGAGAGACCAAAAGCUGUUCUGAACCUGCUGCCUGAUGGACGAAUAUUCAGUGGAGAACAUGUUACUGUCACAUGUGAAAUACAAGACACAAACAAGAACUGGAUGUACAACUGGUUUAAAGAUAAUCAAAAACUUUUCCCUGCUAAUGAGAACAGAGAAUAUUCAUUCACUGCUACAGAGCAGGACAGUGGUAGUAGCUAUACCUGCAGUGGACAGAGAAAAAUUCACUCCCAGAACUCAGAGAUCAGUAAUACUGUUACACUGACUGUAUCAGCAAAACCCAAACCAACUGUGAUUGGAGUUCCUCAGAGCUUCAUCUACACUGGAGACGUUGUUACUCUGUACUGUGAGCUGCAGGAGCAGCAGUCUGCUGGAUGGACAUUUAACUGGUACAAAAUAACUGGGAAGAAUCCGACACCUGUAACUCCAAACACCAACCCACUCAGUGUAAAGACCACUAAUGCAGGAGUAACAGAGUAUCAGUGUAGAGCUCACAGGAGAAACUACGACUCAGAGUUCAGUGAUAGAGUCACAAUUACAGUUAAAGAGAGACCAAAAGCUGUUCUGAACCUGCUGCCUGAUGGACGAAUAUUCAGUGAAGAAAAAGUCACUCUCACAUGUGAAAUACAAGACACAAGUGAGGACUGGAAGUACAACUGGUUCAAAUAUGAUCACAAACUUUCCUCUGCUGGUGAGAACAGAGAAUAUUCAUUCACUGCUACAGAGCAGGACAGUGGUCGCUAUACCUGCAGUGGACAGAGUAAAAUUCACUCCCAGAGCUCAGAGAUCAGCAAUACUGUUACACUGACUGUAUCAGAGAGACCAAAUGCUGUUCUGAACCUGCAGCCUGGUGGACGAAUAUUCAGUGGAGAACAUGUUACUCUCACAUGUGAAAUACAAGACACAAACAAGGACUGGAAGUACUACUGGUUUAAAGAUAAGCUACAACUUCUCCCUGCUGGUGAGAACAGAGAAUUAUCAUUCACUGCUACAGAGCAGUACAGUGGUAGUAGCUACACCUGCAGUGGUGAGAGUAAAAUUUACUCCAUGAACUCAGAGAUCAGUAAUACUGUUACACUGACUGUAUCAGAAUUAAAGCCUAAACCUAAACUCACAUCUAACCUUAAUGGAGCAGCACUAACAGGAAACUCAGUGACUCUGUACUGUGAGCUGGAUCCACAGUCUGCUGGAUGGAAGUUUUACUGGUUUAAACAAACACAGAACCAUCAGACUGAAACUACAACACACAGCUACACCAUCAGCUCAGUUAGUGUUUCUGAUGUGGGUCAGUACUGGUGCAGACCUGGGAGAGGAAACCCAGUCUACUAUACACACUACAGUGAUGCACUCUGGGUAAAUGUUACUGAGAGUCCUAAAGCUGUGGUGACCAUAAAUCCUGAUAAUCAGGUGUUUAGUGGAGAAACUGUCACUCUCAGAUGUGACAUACAGAGAGGAGGAGAUGCUGAGUGGACAUACAGCUGGAAUAAAACUGGUGGAUUUAACCCAGUUAGAACAACACAGGAGUUCAGUAUCAGAUCUGUUAUUUACUCUGAUGGGGGUAAAUACACCUGCAGAGGUGAGAGGAAAAGUGACUCAGAGAACUCAGAGAUCAGUGAUACUGUUAUACUGACUGUAUCAGACCGACCACAGCCGGUACUGAAUGUAUCUGUACAGAACUGGCUGACUGAAGGAGACUCAGUGACUCUAAGUUGUGAGGUUCGAGGUUCCACUACAGGCUGGAUAUUCAGCUGGUACAAAGUGAUUCAAUACAGCAGCAGCUUCAUUAGAAGAGAAAACUUAGUUCUCCUCUCAGACAGCAGCAGAGGAGCUGGAGGCUCGUACACUCUCAGUCCUGCUGUUCUCAAUCACACAGGGGUUUAUGUAUGUGGAGCAGAGAGAGGAGAACCAGCCUAUCACACACAGUACAGCCAACCACAACCACUGUGGAUCACUGGUGAAUCUGGUUCAGUGUCUCUGAUCAUCAGUCCUAGCAGAACUCAACACUUUUAUGCUGACUCUCUCUCACUGAGCUGUAAAGGACAGAGAGACUCUACUGGAUGGAGAGUGAGACGAUACAGAGAGAGUAAAGACGUGUCAGACUGUUCAUCAGAUUGGAAAUCAGCUUCUGGAUCUACAUGCAACAUCAGCUUUCUCUAUUCAUUCUACACUGGAGUGUACUGGUGUCAGUCUGAAUCUGGAGGCAGCAGUAAUCCUGUCAACAUCACAGUGCACGAUGGUGAUGUGAUCCUGGAGAGUCCUGUCCAUCCUGUAACUGAGGGACGUUCCCUGACUUUACGCUGUUUAUAUAUUCAAACAAAUGUCUCAGACCACCAGGCUCAUUUUCAUAAAGAUGGUUUAGUCCUUCAGAAACCAACGACAGACAAUAUGACCAUACACAGUGUCUCAAAAUCAGAUGAGGGUUUCUAUCACUGUAAACACCCAGAGAAAGGAGAGUCACCAAAAAGCUGGAUCUCAGUCCAAGUGUCUAGUCGAUCACAUUCAGAAGACCUGCUGUGGGUGCUCAGGCUGAUGACAGUGUCUCUGUUUGUGCUGCCCACCAUCAUUCUGGUGAACAUAUAUUACAGAACUCAAGCUAAACCUGAUGAAACAGAGAGAUGGAACAGAGAAUAUGAAGUAAUUGAAGCUGAAGCUUCUUGCUGAGUGAUAAAUGGGUGAUGAAGCUUCUACUUUAGAAUUAGAAUUCAUAUAGAUUUAAGAGCAGAUGAAUCAGUAAAAAGUUUCAUAUGUUUGUGGACGUGAUCUGUUAGGAAAUGCAGGAUUAGUGAUACACGACUGUGAUGCAGUUCGAAUUAAAACUUCAAAUAAUGACCUACAUGCUUUCUAAUUCCACAUACUGUACAUGAAUUAUAUUAAGAAUACAAACUCCAUAUACAGAGAAAUUGGGACAUGUACAAAGAAAUUACUUUUAUUGUAUUGGCUGAGCAACUUGUACUUUGUGGAAUUUUUACAAAAGUUGGGACAGGGACAAAAUAAGAGUGAGUUUACAAUUUAUUGAGGUUACAUCAUUUUGAAACAUUCAACAAUAAACAGGUGACUUGAUAAUGGGGGGGGGGGGGGGGGUAUCA
Trichomycterus rosablanca is the source of this 3606-nucleotide messenger RNA. Its product is annotated as Fc receptor-like protein 5. NCBI's taxonomy places the organism in Eukaryota, Metazoa, Chordata, Actinopteri, Siluriformes, Trichomycteridae. The record is from RefSeq and is a predicted model, not a curated record. Bases 149 to 3181 code for a protein of 1010 amino acids. Gene Ontology annotation, biological process: cell surface receptor signaling pathway. The transcript has 15 exons. Gene Ontology annotation, molecular function: transmembrane signaling receptor activity. Gene Ontology annotation, cellular component: plasma membrane.